CGCCGCGGCUCUCUCUCAUCUCCCUCCACCGCCACCUCCUUUUCGCCCUCAAAACUCGCCCCAAAUUACGAAACCGCACCAGAUCGCGCGCGCCGGGGGGAGCCACCAUGAGCGGCGGGACAGCGACGACGUCGUUUCGGACCAUCCUCGAGAAGCCGCUCAACCAGCUCACCGAGGACGACAUUUCUCAGCUCACCCGCGAAGACUGCCGCAACUACCUCAAGGAAAAAGGAAUGCGGCGGCCGUCGUGGAACAAAUCGCAGGCGAUCCAGCAGGUGAUCUCACUCAAGGCGCUGCUCGAGCCCAACGACGACUCCGGCGCCGGAGUUCUCAGAAAGAUUGUAGGUCCGCCGCACGCCGCCGCGCCUCGGCCGGCUUCAAAUUCGACUGAUUCAGCUAAGGAGGCCAGUGCUGAAGCCCCCGGCACUAAGUCGGCUGAAGAACCGGCGCCGGGGCCGGAGAAAGAGCCGCUGAAACCGGUUCGGCAGGACCGGCCGGCUGAACCGGCUGCUGUAAAAGUCACCAGUCCUGCUGAGCCUGCUGUAAAAGCCAUUGCUCCCAGCAAAAAUCAGUGUGCAACCAAAGCAUCAGUGAGUCAAAUGACAAUUUUCUACUGUGGCAAGGUGAAUGUGUAUGAUGGAGUGCUACCAGAUAAGGCACAAAAAAUCAUGCAUCUUGCAGCAAGGCCAAAUCAUUUGCCUCUGGACAGUCAAUAUAGUGGAACUGCAGCAGCUAGCUCCUUGCGAUGCCAAUUUCAGAUUGCAGGUGAUAAAGAUGGCCCUUUCCCACCUAACGCCACAAUCCCUCAGGCUAUGCAAACAGAUGGGAUUGCUGACUACACUCAGCUGUACUGGGAUAAAGGUAACAACGCUCGUGAUCCUGAUGGUCAGGCAAGUAGAAAAGUCUUGUUGCAGAGAUACCGUGAAAAGCGAAAAGACAGGGAUCGAGUAAAGAUUAAGAAAAAUAUGGGACCAACUUCUAGCUUGGAGGUUUGUUUCAAUCAUCCACUCGGGAGACAUACCUCAAAUGGUAAUUCAAGUAGGAGUAGCACAGGCUCUCCACCCCAGCAACCUGGGUUGCUUCAAAUAGCUGACAAUCAGACAAAGUUUCGCUGUCUUCCUGUUGACCUAAAUGAAAAUGAUAUCCUGGAAUGCUGAACGUGACACUCUAUAAGGUCACAAAGAGUUAAGACUUGCGUACCUGAAACACCUGAUAGGAAGGAAGAGAAGAACUUAAUUUAAUUGCCUCCAAGAGACCCACUUUGUGUUUGAGCUACUCAGGACCAUGAAUAUUUCUCACUGACUUUUGCUUUCAGGAGGAGAGUUCUCCUUUUGAACUGGUAUGACUGAUCAGUUUUGUAAAUUGUAGGAUCAUCUUUUCAUCCUUUUCAACUUCUUAUGUAUGAAGUCUAUGCGGUACCAAACUUGUAUCUGAGAGAGUUUAUUGUACAUGUUGAAGGAAAGUGUCUCUCAACGUUUUGUAGCUACGGAUCAAUGUGUCAUGUAAUCUAUUCUGUUGUGUAUUUGUGGCCAAUGAUAGUUGGCAAAAAUGUGAUGCAACUUGUUCAGUUGGUGUAGCUAUCAGAAUUGUAAUGUUUUCCGAAGGUCUCUGCAACUGUUAGAAACUUAGAAUUGUUCAAUGGUUUACGGUUGCCCUUCACAACCACUUUAGA
This is a messenger RNA of Argentina anserina (silverweed cinquefoil), 1672 nucleotides long. Its product is annotated as protein TIFY 4B-like. Gene Ontology annotation, biological process: response to wounding; regulation of defense response; regulation of jasmonic acid mediated signaling pathway. NCBI's taxonomy places the organism in Eukaryota, Viridiplantae, Streptophyta, Magnoliopsida, Rosales, Rosaceae. The transcript is spliced from 9 exons. The record is from RefSeq and is a predicted model, not a curated record. Bases 108 to 1157 code for a protein of 349 amino acids. Gene Ontology annotation, cellular component: nucleus.